Molecule: messenger RNA, 2563 nt
Organism: Eptesicus fuscus (big brown bat)
Lineage: Eukaryota; Metazoa; Chordata; Mammalia; Chiroptera; Vespertilionidae
Gene: VPS37C
Product: VPS37C subunit of ESCRT-I
Exons: 6
Coding region: 125-1225 (366 amino acids)
Biological process (GO): protein targeting to vacuole; protein targeting to membrane; ubiquitin-dependent protein catabolic process via the multivesicular body sorting pathway
Cellular component (GO): ESCRT I complex
Source: RefSeq, a predicted model, not a curated record
ACCCGGAAGUGUGGGCGUGGGCUGUGGUUUCACCCGCGGCUGUGGCGGCGCGGCUGCGGCCCCGGCAGGUCCAGGGAACCCCAGCCUCCUAUCCCGGAGUCCAUACCCCACUGGUUCACCCACGAUGCUGCCGCCCGACUCCCAGGGAGCGAUGGAGACGCUGAAAGACAAGACGCUGCAGGAGCUGGAGGAGAUGCAGAACGACCCGGAGGCCAUCGGCCGGCUGGCCCAGGAGGCCCCUGAGGUCCAGGACCUGCAGCUGGAGCGGGAGAUGGCGCUGGCCACCAACCGCAGCCUGGCCGAGCGGAACCUGGAGUUCCAAGGGCCCCUGGAGAUCAGCCGCUCGAACCUCUCGGACAAGUACCAGGAGCUGCGGAAGCUCGUGGAGCGGUGCCAGGAGCAGAAGGCCAAGCUGGAAAAAUUCUCAGGGGCGCUGCAGCCGGGCGCCUUGUUAGACCUGCUGCAGAUCGAAGGCAUGAAGAUAGAAGAGGAGUCUGAGGCCAUGGCGGAGAAGUUCCUGGAGGGCGAGGUGCCCUUGGAGACGUUCCUGGAGGACUUCUCGGCCAUGAGGAGGCUGUCGCACCUGCGCCGGGUUCGCGUGGAGAAGCUCCAGGACGUGAUGAGGAAGCCCAGGGCUUCCCAGGAGCCCGCGGGCGCCGGCACCCCUCCUCUCCGCCCGCCUCCCCCAUCCCGCCCGGCCCCCCAGGCGACCCCCCCUGCGGCCGAGGAGCAGCCACCCCCGGCCCCGCAGGCGGCAGGGGUGCCUCCCUACCCUCUGCCCUACAGCCCGUCUCCCGGCUUGGCCAUGGGCCCCACCGCCCAGGGCGCGCUGCCGCCGGCGCCCUUCCCCGUGAUGUCCCAGCCCUCCUUCUCCUACAGCGGGCCUCUGGGCCCCCCUUUCCCGUCAGCCCAGCCGGGGCCCCGGGCUGCUGGGGGCUACUCUUGGUCCCCACAGCGGAGCACACCGCCCCGGCCUGGCUAUCCUGCUGGCGCCUCUGGCCCCGGCUACCCCAUGGCGGGGGGCCGGGCGCGCAGUCCUGGCUAUCCUCAACAGCCCUCCUACCCCGUGGCCGGAGGAAAGCCUCCUUACCCGACGCAGCCCCAGUUCCCCAGCUUCCCGGGCCAGCCCCAGCCCACAGGCCCCCCUCAGCCUCCCUACCCCCAAGGGCCGGCCCCUCCCUACGGGUUCCCGCCACCUCAGGGUCCUGCCUGGCCUGGGUAUUAGGACCCUGGCCUCGCCCUCCCCUCCUUCCGCCUGAACCACACUUUGGCCCCCGCUCUGCUGAGAUUCGAGGUUAGACUGAAGUGGGGUUGGCUCUCCCCCUGGACUUGGGGGCCUGCAGACCCCGGAAAGGCAGAGCGGUCACAGCGCUGCCUGGCUUCUGUCCGGUGCUGCCAGGAGGGGGGUCCAGCGCCUCCCCGUGGCGUCUGCAGGAGCCGCUGUGCCCCCGUGACUGCUGUGCCUGCCUCCGCUCUCCCAACAGUGCGGACGGCUCCGGGGCGGCUGGUCUCGGCCCCUGCUCACCCCGCCCCGGGUUUGGCAUCUUCCGUGUGGUGCCCACCCCAAGGGGUGUAGCUCUUUGUCUCUGGUCCAUUCGAGGAUGGCCCCCCCACACACCAUGGUCAGGGUUGGUCCCGGGGAGAACGUUAGGAAAAACCCUUCCGAUUUUUAAGUCAAAAAGCCAUAACUGAUGGGCUGGUGUCGGAGAAACUCGUGCUGUGUGCUGAGUGACAGCAGCCGAGCCAGGCGGACCGUGAAGGCGGCCCAGACCUUGCCUGCACUGGCCGGGAAGUCCGGGGGGUGGGGGGGGGGGCCUUGGGCCCUCUGGCUGGACGGGAGGGAGGAGCUCCUGGCCCCCUGGGGGCUCAUUUAGGAGUGGGGCCAGGUCGCCUCCCCAGCCACCCUCUCCCGGUUGACCUUCCCCAAGGCCCACCCAGCUGUCCGCCCGUCAGUGCCUUGAGUCCGAGUCUCGGUUGGAAGCAGCCCCGCCCUCAUCCCCGCCCUCGCUCCCUGGAUGGAAUCCCCGCCACACCCCCCUCCCGAGACCGACGCCCUGACAGUGCCUCCCAGUGGUGCGAGGACACCGGUGCCAUGUCGGAGUCGGGUCUGCAUGUCUCUCGUCCUCAGAACAUAGAGCCACACGCAGCCCCCAGCACAGCACAUGGGGCAGCACGCUCGGUCAUGAAACGACCACAGACGGCGGGGUGAGCACAGCGCAGGCGUGGUGGGCCGGAGUGAGCCAGGCCUGCGGCAGACCCGGAGCUGCUGGGGGGGGGGGGGUCCUAUGUGCCUUGAAAUGUCCACUGCCCGCACCCGGCGGCGGGGGCCUCGGGGAAACGACCUCCUGGCGCCGGCGCUCGCAGCCCGCGGGCAGCGGUGGGGGCGGCAGGAGCCGCUGCUCCACGUGGCCCUCGCCAGGCGCGCCCGCGUCUCUAAGUUAUUUGUGAAGAGGAAUCGCUAAUGGACUCUGCCGGUCCGGCGCGUGGACCUGGACGACGGCCGCGUGUGUGUUGUCUGAAUGAUUGCCAAUAAACUGAGGAGCUCGUGCAGCCUGUGGCUCUG